This is a messenger RNA of Ipomoea nil (Japanese morning glory), 1283 nucleotides long. Its product is annotated as putative disease resistance protein RGA4. The record is from RefSeq and is a predicted model, not a curated record. The coding region runs from base 35 to 1009 and encodes 324 amino acids. The transcript has 3 exons. NCBI's taxonomy places the organism in Eukaryota, Viridiplantae, Streptophyta, Magnoliopsida, Solanales, Convolvulaceae.
UUUCAGUCCAGGAGUCGAUGUGGGAAUAGAUGUGAUGGAAGCUCUGAAACCACCUCCAGAACUGCAAACCUUGAAACUUAAUCGGUACAAAGGACCCCACUCCCCUUCCUGGAUUACACUGUCCCUUGAUAAUCUACGGAUUCUUGAAAUUCGGGGGUGCAAAAAUUGUUCAACUUCUUUGCCUCCGUUAGGCAAACUGCCUUCUCUGGAGACUCUUUUCAUAAGUGGCAUGGAUGAGCUAAGAUAUGUUGGGAGUGAGUUUCUGGGAGUAGCGGAAGUAGGUGGUGUUGCUUUUCCAAAGCUGAAGAAAUUACAGUUCUACAAUUGUCCCGAGUGGGAGGAGUGGGAAGACUUCAAAGAAGAAGCAACAAUAAUAAUAAUGCCAUGCAUCAGGGAGUUGGAACUAUCUGGUUGCCGAAAACUUAAGGCAGUGUCACAUCAUCCCUUAUUUAGGCUGGAGUCUUUGAAGAUCAAGGACUCUCCGGUAGUCAAUGUGGGAAUAGAUGUGAUGGAAGCUCUGAAACCAUCUCCCAAACUGCAAACCUUGAAACUUAGUUGGUACGGAGGAACCCACUUCCCUUCCUGGAUUACAUUGUCCUCCUUUGAUAAUCUACGGAUUCUUGAAAUCAAAUGGUGCGUAAAUUGUUCAUCUUUGCCUCCAUUAGGCAAACUGCCUUCUCUGGAGACUCUUUUCAUAUGGGGCAUGAAAGAGCUAAGAUAUGUAGGGAGUGAGUUUUUGGGAGUAGCACAAGUAGGUGGCGUUGCUUUUCCAAAGCUGAAGAAAUUGGAGUUCUACCAUUGUUACGAGUGGGAGGAGUGGGAAGACUUCAAACAAGAAGCAACAACAAUAAUAAUAAUGCCAUGCAUCAAGGAGUUGGAACUAAAUAUAUGCCGGAAACUUAAGACAGUGCCACAUCACAUCUUAAGCAGGCUGGAGUUUUUGAAGAUCAACAACUGUCCAAAUCUCAAAGUUGAAUAUGAAAUGGUGACGUCAUGUGCUUCCGGGUAAGGCUGCCUCUCUCACUAGAUGGGAUUCGUACCGACUUUUAAUCUUAUGGUUACAAAGUUAAAAAUCCGAACAACUUUGAAAUUUUUGAACAAAAACUAUCAAGUUUAAUUUAACUUUUUUACACUUUGAAUAUAUUUGUACUACUCGUAUAUCUAUUGGGUUUGAUGUGAAGGUGUGAACUAAAUAUAUCUUGAGUUUUUGUUAAACCUAUUUAUGAUUAUUAAAGUGUGUUUUUAAUAAUUUUUCUAUAAUAUAAAUGAUUUGCUAGUGGUGU